AGGGCGGGCGCGCGGGUGGUAGAGGCGGCCGGGGUGCACAGGCGGGCGGGCCAAGCCGACGGCGGACAUGGAGCUCUGGCGACAGUGCACCCACUGGCUCAUCCAGUGCCGCGUGCUGCCGCCCAGCCACCGCGUCACCUGGGAGGGGGCUCAGGUGUGCGAGCUGGCGCAGGCCCUCCGCGAUGGCGUCCUCCUGUGUCAGCUGCUCAACAACCUCCUGCCUCACGCCAUCAACCUGCGAGAGGUCAACCUGCGUCCACAGAUGUCCCAGUUUCUGUGCCUCAAGAACAUCCGAACCUUCCUGUCCACUUGCUGUGAGAAGUUUGGCCUCAAGCGCAGCGAGCUCUUCGAGGCCUUCGACCUCUUCGAUGUGCAGGAUUUUGGAAAGGUCAUCUACACGCUGUCCGCUCUGUCCUGGACCCCGAUCGCCCAGAACAAGGGCAUCAUGCCCUUCCCCACGGAGGAGGACGGCGUGGGUGACGAGGACAUCUACAGUGGCCUGUCAGACCAGAUCGACGACACCGUGGAGGAGGACGAGGACCUGUACGACUGUGUGGAGAACGAGGAGGCGGAGGGCGAUGAGAUCUACGAGGACCUCAUGCGCGCAGAGCCGGGGCCCACGCCGCCCAAGAUGACAGAGUAUGACAAGCGGUGCUGCUGCCUGCGCGAAAUCCAGCAGACAGAAGACAAAUACACCGACACGCUGGGCUCCAUCCAGCAGCACUUUAUGAAGCCCCUACAACGGUUUCUGAAGCCCCAAGACAUGGAGAUCAUCUUCAUCAACAUCGAGGACCUGCUCCGCGUUCACACCCACUUCCUGAAGGAAAUGAAGGAGGCGCUGGCAACCACGGGGGCAUCCACGCUGUACCAGGUCUUCAUUAAAUACAAGGAGAGAUUCCUCAUCUACGGCCGCUACUGCAGCCAGGUGGAGGCAGCCAGCAAACACCUGGACCAGGUGGCCACUGCCCGCGAGGAUGUCCAGAUGAAGCUGGAGGAGUGUUCUCAGCGAGCCAACAACGGCAGGUUCACCUUGCGGGAUCUGCUGAUGGUCCCCAUGCAGAGAGUGCUCAAAUAUCACCUUCUCCUCCAGGAGCUGGUGAAGCACACGCAGGACGCGAUGGAGAAGGAGAACCUGCGGCUGGCCCUUGACGCCAUGAGGGACCUGGCGCAGUGUGUGAACGAGGUCAAGAGGGACAACGAGACACUGCGGCAGAUCACCAACUUCCAGCUCUCCAUUGAGAACCUGGACCGAUCGCUGGCCAACUACGGCCGGCCCAAGAUUGACGGGGAGCUCAAGAUCACCUCGGUAGAAAGGCGGUCCAAGAUGGACAGGUACGCUUUCCUGCUGGACAAGGCGCUGCUCAUCUGUAAGCGCCGGGGCGACUCCUACGACCUCAAGGACUUUGUGAACCUGCACAACUUCCAGGUUCGCGAUGACUCCUCCGGAGAGCGAGAAAACAAGAAGUGGAGCCACAUGUUUCUCCUGAUUGAGGACCAGGGUGCCCAGGGCUACGAGCUGUUCUUCAAGACGCGCGAGCUGAAGAAGAAGUGGAUGGAGCAGUUUGAGAUGGCCAUCUCCAACAUCUACCCAGAGAACGCCACAGCCAAUGGGCACGACUUCCAGAUGUUUUCCUUCGAGGAGACCACAUCCUGCAAGGCUUGCCAGAUGCUUCUCAGAGGGACCUUCUACCAGGGCUAUCGCUGUCACCGGUGCCGGGCUCCUGCGCACAAGGAGUGUCUGGGGAGGGUCCCUGCGUGCGGCCGACAUGGGCAAGAUUUAGCGGGGACCAUGAAGAAGGACAAGCCGCACCGCAGGGCUCAGGAGAAAAAGCGCAACGAGAUGGGUCUGCCUAAGAUGGAGGUGUUUCAGGAGUACUAUGGGCUUCCUCCACCGCCUGGAGCCUUUGGACCUUUCCUGCGGCUCAGCCCUGGGGACAUUGUGGAGCUCACCAAGGCCGAAGCUGAGCAGAACUGGUGGGAGGGUAGAAACACGUGCACCAAUGAAGUUGGCUGGUUCCCCUGUAACCGGGUGAAGCCCUAUGUCCAUGGACCUCCUCAGGACCUGUCUGUUCAUUUGUGGUACGCCGGCCCCAUGGAGCGCGCGGGAGCGGAGAGCAUCCUCACCAACCGCUCGGACGGGACGUUCUUGGUGCGCCAGCGGGUGAAGGACGCGGCAGAAUUCGCCAUCAGCAUUAAGUAUAAUGUCGAGGUCAAGCAUAUCAAAAUCACGACGUCAGAAGGACUGUACCGGAUCACAGAGAAGAAGGCUUUCCGGGGGCUUUUGGAGCUGGUGGAAUUUUACCAGCAGAACUCCCUGAAGGAUUGCUUCAAGUCCCUGGACACCACCUUGCAGUUCCCCUACAAGGAGCCCGAGCGGAGAGCCAUCAGCAAGCCUCCAGCGGGGAGCACCAAGCAUUUUGGCACAGCCAAAGCCCGCUACGACUUCUGCGCCAGGGACCGAUCAGAACUGUCCCUGAAGGAGGGUGACAUCAUCAGGAUCCUCAGCAAAAAGGGGCAACAAGGCUGGUGGCGAGGGGAGAUCUACGGCCGGAUUGGCUGGUUCCCUUCAAACUACGUGGAAGAAGAUUAUUCUGAAUACUGUUGAACCCUGGUGCACUAGCAGAGAGAUGAUAAAACUGCAGGCUCUGAGCCUAAGAUGAGCAGGCAGAGACUCUGACAGGUCCCGGCAGGCAAAGUCUGGACAGACUGGAGGGCCGGCAUCCAGCUGGCAGGGCUCCCGGACAAUUCCCUGCCAUGGUUAAUUUAUAACACACCAAUUGCCUCUUGAGUCCUCCCAAAAAGGCCGGGCUCAAGGCGACUGCUUUUAAUAAAAUGAUGAAUGCGGGACUGGUGCGUUCAGGGCCCAGGCAGGG
Molecule: messenger RNA, 2873 nt
Organism: Chinchilla lanigera (long-tailed chinchilla)
Lineage: Eukaryota; Metazoa; Chordata; Mammalia; Rodentia; Chinchillidae
Gene: Vav1
Product: vav 1 guanine nucleotide exchange factor
Exons: 27
Coding region: 68-2605 (845 amino acids)
Biological process (GO): regulation of GTPase activity; cell migration; intracellular signal transduction
Cellular component (GO): cytoplasm
Molecular function (GO): protein binding; guanyl-nucleotide exchange factor activity
Source: RefSeq, a predicted model, not a curated record